Molecule: messenger RNA, 1677 nt
Organism: Pestalotiopsis fici W106-1
Lineage: Eukaryota; Fungi; Ascomycota; Sordariomycetes; Amphisphaeriales; Sporocadaceae
Exons: 1
Coding region: 1-1677 (558 amino acids)
Molecular function (GO): FAD binding; oxidoreductase activity
Source: RefSeq, a predicted model, not a curated record
AUGCCGUCAGUCAUCAUCGAUCAGGAACAAAAGGUGCUGGCCAAGGCUCUGCAAAAGAAAGUUGGCGCAUUCAAAUGCCUUGUUCCCGGCACCAUUGAGUACUCCAGGGCGGUCUUUAUCGGCAACCUCAACUAUCGCAUGGCCAUGCCCGCGAUUAUCGUCGUCGCCCGGACUGUCGAAGACGUCCAAAACACCGUCGUCUUUGCACGACAGAACGGCGUUCGUCUCACUGUCAAGAAUGGCGGCCACUCGUACAUGGGCUACUGCCUGAAUGAAGGCGGCAUCGUGCUGGAUUUGGAGAAGCUCAAUGGCUGCUCCAUCGACACAGACGAGAUGACCAUCACAAUGGAGGGCGGAUGCAUCUGGAAAGAUGUAUACUACAAGCUGUUGCAGAACUGCCCGGAAAACAUCAUCAUCGGCGGUCAAUGUCCCACGGUCGGCGUCAGCGGUUUCACUCUGGGCGGAGGACUGAGCCCCUUUUCGCGAACUUAUGGUCUCGGCUGCGAUAACGUCAUUGAGAUGACAAUUGUCACGGCCGAUGGUGAGCUGGUCACUGUGUCGGCCAACGACACGGACGAAAAGAAGCGCGACCUGUUUUGGGCGCUGCGAGGUGGUGGCGGUGGCAAUUUUGGUAUCACGGUCGAAUUCAAGAGCAAGAUCCACCCACUUCGCGACCCUCAUGGACGGGUGGUCUGCGGCUCUCUACAAUGGGACCUGACCAACGACGAGCAAAAGCAGGAUUUCGAUCAUGUGAUGGACACUUUCAAUACCAGGAGAUGGCCUGAUGAGCUGUGCAUCGACGCCUUGUGGAACUAUGAUGCGGCUGGAAAUCUGCAGGGUGGCAUGACGGUUAUCUUCAACGGUACCGCCAAGAAGGCCUAUGAAUUACUUGAACCACUACUCAAGUGCGGCCCGACAACGAACACAUUAAAGCAAAUGCACUGGACGGACUGGGUUCAUCAGGCAGAAGGUUGGGACCCCAAGAGCGAGGUCUACCAUCACCACGCCUCCUUCAUCUUUCCCGAGGGUGCCAUUACGCGCGAGGUCAAUCAGAAAAUUAGCAAUCUUGUGAAGGAAGCAGCGAGCCAUCUAGACAUCAAGAACGGUGCCCAGCUCAAUGCACCAAAAUGCCACGUCCUCUGGGAUCAUAUCGGCGGCGCUACGGAGCGGAUUGGAGCAACCGACACGCCAUUCUUUUGGAGAAAAGGCCACUACGUGUCUACGGUCAAGGCGCAGUGGACAGAUCCAUCAAAGAGUGAGGAAGCCAUGGAGUUUAUCGCCAAAUGCAAGAGAGAACUGCUCCCAUAUGCCAUUGAACACAAAGCAGCGUAUCUCAACUACAUUGACGGCACCGUGGGCAACUGGGAGGAGGCAUACUAUGGCCACAACUAUCCCAGACUGCAAAAGGUCAAGUCGCAUUGGGAUCCGCACAACUUCUUUUGGAACAUGCAGAGCGUGCGACCGCUCAAGGAUGGAAAGUCCAAGGUGAUCAAGAACGAAGUCGCAGUGCCGUCUCUAGAUGUACUGCUCAACAGUCACGAAGCGGCGCAGACAUUGGAAUGGUGGAAGCGAUAUUCUGUGUUGGUGACUCCAACAGACUUGGGCGUGAUCAAGUCGGAUGAGCAAGCGUAUGCGCAGGACAGCAACAUCAGACAGCACUUGAUUGCGUCCACAUAG